Messenger RNA from Aspergillus steynii IBT 23096, 1564 nucleotides. RefSeq lists its product as uncharacterized. Gene Ontology annotation, molecular function: protein phosphatase regulator activity. The transcript has 5 exons. The record is from RefSeq and is a predicted model, not a curated record. Gene Ontology annotation, biological process: protein dephosphorylation. Lineage: Eukaryota; Fungi; Ascomycota; Eurotiomycetes; Eurotiales; Aspergillaceae. The coding region runs from base 22 to 1170 and encodes 382 amino acids. Gene Ontology annotation, cellular component: nucleus; protein phosphatase 4 complex; cytoplasm.
GCACCUCAACGCGUCGGGAGAAUGUCUCUAGAUGAAGAAACCCUAGAGACCGCCGCCAAUGGCGGCUUGAUGGACUUUGAGAAAUGGAACUCAAUGGUUGAACCGUUGGUGACACGAUUGGAACAUAUCGUCUUCAAUGUCUUCCCCAUGCCUCAAGUUCCUCCCGAUGCGACUGCUUCGACUCCUCCAAUUCCUCAAGGAUCCACAUCGGAAUUGAUUCCUGCUACUAGCGGUAGUAAUAAAGAGAAUGAUACCCCGGCCUCGACGAUUCAGUCCUCGACCGACCGUGUUCCCGACUCCCAGCCUGAACCGCCUGACGAUCCAGCAACAGGCGCCGCCCUCCCCGCACCUCUCUUGCUCUUAUUAGACUCCGUUCGAUCGAACUUGCGCACGCUGUUCGCCUCGAAACCUCCUCACACGAUUCAGAGACUGGCAGAGCUGAUCCUCCGUCCCACUGCGCAUUACCGAACCCUCCCCGCUUACCUCCGGGCUGUCGACCGCGUCGUCUCGGUGACCAGCAGCGCUGAUGUUUUCCCACUUCGGGUGCAAGAAGCGACCAGCCAGCCCAAUGGCGUAAUGAAUGGCGGAGAAGGUAGCUUCCUGCUUCCAGAUCAUGCCUUGGGGAGCGACGAAUCCUUGGGCGGGGCCCUUCUCACUCCAAUUCCGUGGUUGAGGAAUGCUGCAUCGCCGGGGGCGGAAGAUGCAGCACUUGAGACUGAAGGCGACGAAUCAGUCUUCGCAGUUGCCCCGACAGAGCAGCCUAUCCAACAGGAGUCAGAGCAGACGGUUGGUUCGACACAAGAAACCACCCUCCCUGCUCAACCCGUCCCCUCAACGGUAGAGAAUCAAGCCAUGGAAGGCACGGGGUCUCCGCCGGCCGACGCAUCAGAAGAUAUACCGCACGCGCGAGGUCCACGGGUGCUAGGCGUCGAGGACAUGGGUCUCCAAGACGGCAAAGGGGUCGAAAUGACCCUUCCGGCCGCCGAAGACAACCCUAGCAAGCAAUCCGAUCAGCAAGAGCAGUCUGAACAGCCGGCCCCAGAAACCGACAACAAGCAAGCGGCUGGCAAGGAGAGUGCAGACGGCGAUGGAGACAUAGUCCUCGGGGACAUACAGGGGGCAGGGGAACAAUCGCCAGCGUCGGCUGAGACCCAAAAAACAGACGAGUAGUUUCAAUGCUUAUGUUUCGGGCUCAAAUCCUCAGACCCGGAGACCAAGAGACGACGAUGAUGAAUAUUUGACCUUCAGACUAAACUGCUAUUUUGUUAAUUUGCGAUCCUUUGUUUCCCUUAUAUCAUGAUUGAUGAUCGGCAAUGACUUCGACUCGUGUGAGACAUACAUGAGUUAUAUCCUCUUCAUUCCCGCUUAAUCCAGUGAUGACUGAUGAUCUAUUCGUUGUUUUCUAUUUUAACUCUUUCUCUUACAAUGGCUAUCAAGAAGCAUAUGGGAUUUAGCUAGCGGACCAACGGACACGCAAUGCGCAGUGCAGUUAUCCGCCCCGUCUGUUUGGUUUUAUAGAGGCCAAUGAUAAGCGAGUUCAACUCGAGCAAAUCUUAUUGAUUUC